CCUUCUACAUGCUUCAGCCAUUUGUUGGUUAUUUGCUUUGAUGUGUUACUACUGAUCAUGCUGUCACUAAAAAUGAUUCACAAGUCUUCACCGAGAUCAUUUUGGACUCUAAUCCGAAUGGAAAGUUAUUCAAAUUUGCAGUUAGUAUCUAUCAUAAUCGAUGGUAGUCUUGGGUUGUUGCAUUUGUGUUUAGGUAUUUGGGUUUUAGAGGAAAAGUUGAGGAAAACGAACACUGCUUUUCCUCUUAAUUGGUGGUUAUUAGAACUCUUUCAGGGAUUCACAUGGUUGUUAGUAGGUUUAAUCGUAAGUCUUCAGUUGAAGCAACUAGCAAGAGUAUGGUUAUGGUUAUUUUCUAUUCUUAUGUUCUUUGUUUCUGUUAUGCUAUGUGCUUUUUCCAUUUCUCAUGCAAUUACUAGCAAAGAAAUGUCUCUGAAGGCUACUUUAGACGUUCUAUCAUUUCCAGGAGCAAUUUUACUACUCUCAUGCACUUAUAAAACAUGCAAAUGUAAAGACACUAAUGAAGAAAAUGAUGAAAGACAUUAUGCUCCUUUAAAUGGCCAGUUCAAUGAAGUUGAUCCUAUUAGCUACGUAACCCCAUUUGCCAAAGCUGGAUUCUUUAGUAGGAUGUCAUUUUGGUGGUUGAAUCCAUUGAUGAAAAGGGGUCAAGAUAAAACACUUGAGGAUGAGGAUAUCCCAAAGUUGCGGGAGUUAGAUCGAGCAGAAACUUGUUACCUUUUGUUUGUAGAACAAUUGAACAAACAGAAACAAAAGGAACCGUCAUCACUGUCAAUUUUGUGGGUAAUAAUUUUGUGUCACUGGAGAGAGAUUUUGAUAUCAGGGAUUUUUGCAUUGUUCAAAGUACUCUCUCAAUCUGCUGGUCCUUUACUUCUAAAUGCCUUUAUAUUGGUUUCUGAGGGUAAAGGAAGUUUCAAAUAUGAAGGUUAUGUAUUGGCCAUAUCACUUUUCUUUAUAAAGAUCAUAGAAUCCCAAUCACAAAGGCAAUGGUAUUUCCGCAGUAGACUUGUUGGGAUGAAUGUUAAGUCACUGCUUACUACAUGCAUUUAUAAAAAGCUAUUGAGGUUAUCCAAUGUAGCUAAAUUGACACACUCUGGUGGUGAGAUAAUGAAUUAUGUGACUGUGGAUGCUUAUAGAAUUGGAGAAUUCCCAUUUUGGUUUCACCAGACAUGGACUACAAGCAUCCAACUGUGUAUUGCAUUAGUAAUACUUUUCCGUGCUAUUGGGCUAGCAACAAUUGCCUCAUUGGUUGUGAUAGUUCUUACUAUGCUUUGCAAUACUCCACUAGCAAAGUUACAACACAAGUUUCAGACCAAACUCAUGGUGGCUCAAGAUGAGAGAUUGAAGGCUAGUUCCGAGGCUAUUGUGAAUAUGAAAGUGCUAAAACUAUAUGCAUGGGAAAGUCAUUAUAAAAAUGCUAUAGAAAAGUUGAGGAAUGUGGAACUCAAAUUUUUAGCUUCAGUGCAAUUAAGAAGGGCAUACAAUAUAUUUCUCUUUUGGAGUGCACCUAUUUUGGUCUCUGCUGUUUCCUUUUGGGCAUGUUACUUUCUGAACAUUCCUUUACAUGCAAAUAAUGUAUUUACCUUUGUGGCUACUUUACGCCUUGUGCAAGAGCCAAUAACAGCCAUCCCAGAUGUUGUUGGGGCAGUCAUUCAAGCAAAAGUUGCAUUUGCUCGGAUUGUUAAAUUCCUCAAAGCAUCUGAACUGGAAAGUGAAAAUUUCAAGAACAAGUGUUUUGAUGAUAAUAUUAGAGGCUCAAUUUUAAUCGAAUCUGCUGACUUUUCAUGGGAAGGUAAUGCAUCAAAGCCUACUUUGAGGAACAUAAACUUGGAGGUUAAACAAAGGCAAAAGGUGGCUAUUUGUGGACAAGUUGGCUCAGGAAAAUCAACCCUCUUAGCAACAAUUCUUGGAGAAGUUCCUAAGACAAAGGGAAAUAUUGAAAUUUAUGGGAAGUUUGCAUAUGUUUCGCAAACAGCAUGGAUACAGACGGGUACAAUACGGGAAAAUAUUUUGUUUGGAUCUGAUUUGGACAUGCAUAGAUAUCAAGAAACACUUCAUAGAUCUUCACUAGUUAAGGACAUUGAGCUGUUUCCCCAUGGUGACUUAACUGAAAUAGGUGAGAGAGGAACUAACUUGAGUGGAGGUCAAAAGCAGCGAAUUCAACUUGCUCGUGCUCUUUAUCAGAAUGCUGAUGUAUAUCUCUUGGAUGAUCCAUUCAGUGCUGUUGAUGCAAAUACAGCCACAAAUUUGUUUAAUGAAUACAUCAUGGAAGGACUAAAAGGGAAGACUGUCUUACUCGUGACUCAUCAAGUUGACUUUCUCCCAGCGUUUGAUUCUGUUUUGUUCAUGUCAGAUGGAGAAAUCCUACAGCAAGCUCCUUAUCACCAUAUUUUGAGCUCAAGCCAAGAAUUCCAAGACCUUGUCAAUGCUCACAAAGAAACUUCUAAUUCUAAUCAAUUUGUGAGUGUUACAUCUUCCCAGAGAAAUUUGACUUCUGAUAGAGAGAUUACACAAGCUUUCAUGGAGAAGCAGUUUAAAGCAACAAAUAGAGAUCAAUUAAUUAAGCAAGAAGAGAGAGAGACAGGGGACACAGGGUUGAAGCCUUACAGGCAGUAUCUGAAUCAGAUGAAAGGCUAUAUAUACUUUUCUAUGGUUUCCCUUUGUUACAUUGCCUUCGUUAUUUGCCAGAUAUUGCAAAACUCAUGGAUGGCAGCAAAUGUUGACAAUCCCUAUGUCAGCUCGUUACAAUUGAUUCUUGUUUACAUCUUGAUUGGAGCAAUUUCAACUAUUUUCUUACUGAUCAGAUGUCUAACUACAGUUUCCUUGGGUAUUAAAUCAUCACAAAAUUUAUUUGUACAGUUGAUGGAUUCACUUUUUCGUGCACCAAUGUCAUUUUAUGACUCUACACCGAUGGGAAGAAUACUUAGCAGAGUCUCAUCAGAUUUGAGCAUUGUGGAUCUCGAUAUACCCUUCAGCCUUGGUAUAUCUGUUGGAGGACCUAUAAUUUGUUGUUCUAAUCUUUUAGUUUUAGCAAUUGUCACUUGGCAAGUCUUGGUUGUCUCUAUACCAAUGGUGUACAUUGCGAUUUGCUUGCAGAGAUACUUUUUUGCCUCUGCCAAAGAAGUGAUGCGGAUGAAUGGCACAACAAAAUCCUUUGUAGCUAAUCAUUUUGCUGAAACUGUUGCUGGAGUUGUGUUAAGAAAAACCAGAACAGAGAAGUUGAAACAGAAAAAACUGGAACAGAGAAGUUGAGUUUCUGGUUUUUUUUUGUUUCAAUGAAAGGAAGAAAAGUGGUUACACAAUUUCAUUAUUCAUUUCCACACUCUCCGUAGAGUUGCAUUACAUCAAAUAUAUGACAAGAGAGAUUUCUGAUAUGCAUAUCAUAUGCUACAGUAAAUCUCCACAAAAUAAAGAUAAACACUCCUUUUUACCUAAACAUUUGUCCAAGCAACAAACAAAUCUCUUGAAAUAUGGAUUUCCACUUAAUUAUACCUAACCACACCAAAUGCAACUAAGAUACAAACAGACAUAAAUAUUUAAUAUUUUCUUAAAGUAUCUAGAAAAAUCUUAACUU
Messenger RNA from Cajanus cajan (pigeon pea), 3589 nucleotides. Lineage: Eukaryota; Viridiplantae; Streptophyta; Magnoliopsida; Fabales; Fabaceae. The record is from RefSeq and is a predicted model, not a curated record.